Messenger RNA from Diorhabda sublineata, 8079 nucleotides. RefSeq names its product ubiquitin carboxyl-terminal hydrolase CYLD (gene CYLD). The transcript is spliced from 9 exons. The record is from RefSeq and is a predicted model, not a curated record. The coding region runs from base 236 to 2968 and encodes 910 amino acids. Gene Ontology annotation, biological process: protein K63-linked deubiquitination. NCBI's taxonomy places the organism in Eukaryota, Metazoa, Arthropoda, Insecta, Coleoptera, Chrysomelidae. Gene Ontology annotation, molecular function: K63-linked deubiquitinase activity; cysteine-type deubiquitinase activity. Gene Ontology annotation, cellular component: cytosol.
UGUUUAUUUACAAUUUCAUGUAUUUGUCACAUAUUUGUCAAAAAUAAGGAGGUUUAUAUUUUGUAUAGAGUAUGGGAUAAUCAUUAGUUGCGUUAAAAGUAUUCUACUCCGUGUAAUAAGUUAAUAAAUUGAAAUUGUUCGAGUUCAAAAACGCUAUAAAAAAAUAAUAGAAAUGAUUCGGAGUUCGCGAAUGGUGUUUGUGUAUUAUUAAAUCGUGUUUCAUUUACAUACCAUAAUGGUUUCUACAGAAAGAGAAUUCGGAAUAUUUAUAUGUAAUGAAUUACUUAAAGAUUUCUCCAAACAUCCUGAAUCUAGAACUGUCUUACUUGGCCAAAUUAUUAUAAUAGAUCAAAAGGUAUCAGACAAAACCUUGGCCAUAAGAUUUCUUAAAGAAAAUGAUACCUGGGAAACAACUGCUUAUUCUUGUCCUGAAGACAAAAUUGUUAGAAUAAGUGAAAAACUUUAUCCUUACAUAGCUUCUAUAACUUCCCCACAAGAAAGAGUAAAGUUAGCAAAAAACAGAGAACUAUGCAAUAAGCUGCAAAGAAUUGGUAAAGAUAUGGUUGUUGGGUUCAUUGAUACAAAUGAUAUUCUCCUUGGAACAGUCCGGUUUAAUGGUGUAGUUAAAGGUAUUGGACAUUGCUUCGGAAUUGAACUGCAUGAACGACGAAAAGACAACAUUUGCAGCGGCUCCUGCGCGGGAAUACAGUACUUUAAGACCGAACCGGGUUACGCAGUUUUCACGACAAUAGAAAAAAUAAUACCGAAAAAUAUGUCAAGUACCGCGAUAACCAACGGUACUUCCCUCAAUUCUAAACAAUCCGACAUCGACUUUUUGUUCGAAAAAAAUUUGUGUAUGUUGAAUGGAUACAACGACGACAGACCUAAAUACGAAGAGAUCGUUACCAAAUACGGCGAGUACCCAACAAAGAAAUUUUCGACAAACAGAAGUAUAAAUACUAAUUAUUUAAGAAGUUCCGUUUCAUUACAGAAUAUGUUGGAUAUAAAUAACGGUACUAUCAAUCCGAAUAACGAUUUCGAUCAAAACACCGUCUUACAACCGGAUAAAACGGCUCUGAUGAAGAAACCUAAAAAUAACACCGAAAUGGAUUUGAUCGACGUGAUCGGCGGAAAGUGGGCGGGUAGUACCGAUAAAAAACAGUUGGACGAUUUCACCGGCUCGAUGAGAAAACUCGAUAAGAACGAUAAUAUAAAAGAUAAAUAUUACCAUUCGGAAAAUCCGACCAAUACUCUAAGUAGGAGGAAUAAGAGCGUGAAUCCGUUCCAUCAUAUUUUGGACGGUAAUAGUACUCUGAAAAAAAGUACUGCGAAAUUUUAUACCAACAAUAUAUCUGAUAGUAAGGAGGAGCAUAAGACGUCUGCCGUGAAAACGAAAAAAAUAAACGAAAAGAACGAAAAUCCGAAAUCGUCAUCGACGUUUUACGUCAACGAAAAACCGAAAUUCGAAGAUCCAAUUCACGGUACUACCAACGAUUUGGUGAUUGGUAGUUUGGUUGAGGUGUUGAACGGUGUUAGUGACGAACCCAUAUAUGGAGUAGUCAGGUGGAUGGGUGUUGAAAACGGAACCAACUUCGUAUUAGUUGGGGUGGAACUCGAAGAAGAACAAACUCAUUUACCAUUAACUUUAUCAGACGGUGUAUACAAAGGCGAUAGAUAUUUCAAAUGUGCAGAGAAUAGAGCGAUUUUCGUGAGUCUAAGUCAGUGCAGAAAGGAUUCCAGAUUUCAGGAUGGAAUUGCGCAAAAAGAACACGAAGCUUCUGCGGUGGAACACAAUAUGGAUUGUCCGGUGAUUCCCGGAGCAGUCGCUCCUUUAUGUAUGCCAACAGAAGAAGACGUACACGCUGUUUGUGGAAAGUACAGAGGCAUCCAAGGACAUCACAACUCAUGUUAUUUGGACGUUACUUUAUUCGCAAUGUUCACUUACACGUCAGUGUUUGACAGUAUUUUAUUUAGGCCUAAGGACUCGUGUGAUAUUGACGACUACGAAGAAGUACAAAGGGUUUUGAGGGAAGAAAUAGUGAACCCGCUCCGGAAGAACCUUUUUGUGAGCGCUGAUCACGUAAUGAAACUGCGUCGACUGUUAGAUAGACUCAGUAACAUAUCCGGACUGACUAGUGAAGAAAAAGACCCCGAAGAAUUUUUGAAUUCACUGUUGGCUCAAAUAUUGAAAGCGGAACCGUUUUUAAAAUUGAAUUCCGGUCAAGAAACGUUCCAUUAUCAAUUAUUCGUUGAAAAAGACGCACAUUUGACGUUACCUACUGUACAACAUUUAUUCGAACAAAGUUUUUUGACAAGUAAUAUCAAACUGAAGGAAGUACCAAGUUGUUUGAUAAUACAAAUGCCAAGGUUCGGAAAGAAUUAUAAAAUGUAUCCUAGAAUAUUGCCUUCUCAGCUCUUGGACGUUACAGAUGUGAUAGAUGGAUCUCCAAGAAAUUGUAUAGUUUGCGGAGAGUUAGCUCGAUACGAAUGCAGAGAAUGUUUUGACGAUUGUAGUAACGCCGGUUUAGAAAGCACCGCUUUUUGUAUGGAAUGUCUAAAAAAAGCCCACCAACACGAAAAAAGGAAACAUCACAAACAUACCAAAUUAUCUGUUCCCAGUGAUUUUUCUUCUGUGUACGAAGUACCGCGAUUAUUUAUGGAACUAUUUGCUGUUAUUUGUAUCGAAACGUCGCAUUAUGUGGCUUUCGUUAAAUGCGGAGUAGGACACGAAGCGCCUUGGUGCUUCUUUGAUUCUAUGGCUGAUAGAUUAGGUGAAAAACAUGGUUUUAACAUACCUGAAAUGGUGGCGUGUCCGGACGUACCCCGAUGGCUCUCCGACGAAACCUUAUGUAAAAACCUUCACGAAGAAUGUCCCAACGAUCGACAUUUACCCGAGCAUGCUCGUAGAUUACUUUGCGAUGCCUACAUUUGUAUGUACCAAAGUUCCGAUGUGAUGAUGUACAGAUAAAUAGGUAUGGUACAUACAUGACUUAGAAUAAAGAGGAUAUAUUUUACUUUUGUAAUAAUGUACGUUUUCAUUUUUUAAUAUCUUGAUAAUAUUUUGCAAUAAUGAUAAGUCGAUGUUGAAAUUGUUCUGGAAAUUGUACGAUUAAAGACUCCUUAGAUACACAUUGUUAAUGAGGGAUUAUCAAGUGAUAAAGUAAACAAAAAAAUUAAAACUUCAAGUUCCCGUGCUACUUUCUUCCUAAUAUUUCGUCUUGGGUGGAAAUUUGAUUCUAAUAAUGAUAAAUUUAUGAAAAUAAAUGGCGCAGUCAAUAGGAUUAUUGUUCAAAAACAGUUUUAGGAUAGUCUUUCAGAGAAAUUACAGUUUUUGUCAUCAAUCAAAUCAAUUAGUGAAUAGAGGAAGUUCCCACGGUGCUUUUUUCAUAAUAUUUGGUCUUGGGGUCGAAAUUUUAUUUGAAUAAUGAUAAAUUUAUGAAAAUAAGUGGCGCAGUCAAUAGGAUUGUUGUUCAAAAACAGUUUUAGGAUAGUCUUUUAGAGAAAUUACAGUUUUUGUCAUCAAUCAAAUCAAUUAGUGAAUAGAGGAAGUUCCCACGGUGCUUUUUUCCUAAUAUUUGGUCUUGGGGUCGAAAUUUGAUUCUAAUAAUGAUAAAUUUAUGAAAAUAAGUGGCGCAGUCAAUAGGAUUGCUGUUUAAAACCAGUUUUAGGAGAGUCUUUUAGAGAAAUUACAGUUUUUGUCAUCAAUCAAAUCAAUUAGGGAAUAGAGGAAGUUCCCACGGUGCUUUUUUCCUAAUAUUUGGUCUUGGGGUCGAAAUUUUAUUUGAAUAAUGAUAAAUUUAUGAAAAUAAGUGGCGCAGUCAAUAGGAUUGUUGUUCAAAAACAGUUUUAGGAGAGUCUUUUAGAGAAAUUACAGUUUUUGUCAUCAAUCAAAUCAAUUAGUGAAUAGAGGAAGUUCCCACGGUGCUUUUUUCAUAAUAUUUGGUCUUGGGGUCGAAAUUUUAUUUGAAUAAUGAUAAAUUUAUGAAAAUAAGUGGCGCAGUCAAUAGGAUUGUUGUUCAAAAACAGUUUUAGGAUAGUCUUUUAGAGAAAUUACAAUUUUUGUCAUCAAUCAAAUCAAUUAGUGAAUAGAGGAAGUUCCCACGGUGCUUUUUUCCUAAUAUUUGGUCUUGGAGUCGAAAUUUGAUUCUAAUAAUGAUAAAUUUAUGAAAAUAAGUGGCGCAAUCAAUAGGAUUGCUGUUUAAAACCAGUUUUAGGAGAGUCUUUUAGAGAAAUUACAGUUUUUGUCAUCAAUCAAAUCAAUUAGGGAAUAGAGGAAGUUCCCACGGUGCUUUUUUCCUAAUAUUUGGUCUUGGGGUCGAAAUUUUAUUUGAAUAAUGAUAAAUUUAUGAAAAUAAGUGGCGCAGUCAAUAGGAUUGUUGUUCAAAAACAGUUUUAGGAGAGUCUUUUAGAGAAAUUACAGUUUUUGUCAUCAAUCAAAUCAAUUAGUGAAUAGAGGAAGUUCCCACGGUGCUUUUUUCAUAAUAUUUGGUCUUGGGGUCGAAAUUUUAUUUGAAUAAUGAUAAAUUUAUGAAAAUAAGUGGCGCAGUCAAUAGGAUUGUUGUUCAAAAACAGUUUUAGGAUAGUCUUUUAGAGAAAUUACAGUUUUUGUCAUCAAUCAAAUCAAUUAGUGAAUAGAGGAAGUUCCCACGGUGCUUUUUUCCUAAUAUUUGGUCUUGGGGUCGAAAUUUGAUUCUAAUAAUGAUAAAUUUAUGAAAAUAAGUGGCGCAGUCAAUAGGAUUGCUGUUUAAAACCAGUUUUAGGAGAGUCUUUUAGAGAAAUUACAGUUUUUGUCAUCAAUCAAAUCAAUUAGGGAAUAGAGGAAGUUCCCACGGUGCUUUUUUCCUAAUAUUUGGUCUUGGGGUCGAAAUUUUAUUUGAAUAAUGAUAAAUUUAUGAAAAUAAGUGGCGCAGUCAAUAGGAUUGUUGUUCAAAAACAGUUUUAGGAUAGUCUUUUAGAGAAAUUACAGUUUUUGUCAUCAAUCAAAUCAAUUAGUGAAUAGAGGAAGUUCCCACGGUGCUUUUUUCAUAAUAUUUGGUCUUGGGGUCGAAAUUUUAUUUGAAUAAUGAUAAAUUUAUGAAAAUAAGUGGCGCAGUCAAUAGGAUUGUUGUUCAAAAACAGUUUUAGGAUAGUCUUUUAGAGAAAUUACAGUUUUUGUCAUCAAUCAAAUCAAUUAGGGAAUAGAGGAAGUUCCCACGGUGCUUUUUUCCUAAUAUUUGGUCUUGGGGUCGAAAUUUGAUUCUAAUAAUGAUAAAUUUAUGAAAAUAAGUGGCGCAGUCAAUAGGAUUGCUGUUUAAAACCAGUUUUAGGAGAGUCUUUUAGAGAAAUUACAGUUUUUGUCAUCAAUCAAAUCAAUUAGGGAAUAGAGGAAGUUCCCACGGUGCUUUUUUCCUAAUAUUUGGUCUUGGGGUCGAAAUUUUAUUUGAAUAAUGAUAAAUUUAUGAAAAUAAGUGGCGCAGUCAAUAGAAUUGUUGUUCAAAAACAGUUUUAGGAUAGUCUUUUAGAGAAAUUACAGUUUUUGUCAUCAAUCAAAUCAAUUAGUGAAUAGAGGAAGUUCCCACGGUGCUUUCUUCCUAAUAUUUAGUCUUGGGUGGAAAUUUGAUUCUAAUAAUGAUAAAUUUAUGAAAAUAAGUGGCGUAGUCAAUAGGAUUGUUGUUCAAAAACAGUUUUAGAAGAGUCUUUUCGAGAAAUUACAGUUUUUGUCAUCAAUCAAAUCAAUUAGGGAAUAGAGGAAGUUCCCAAGGUGCUUUUUUCCUAAUAUUUGGUCUUGGGGUCGAAAUUUUAUUUGAAUAAUGAUAAAUUUAUGGAACUAAGUGACGCAGUCAAGAGGAUUGUUGUUUAAAAACAGUUUUAGGAUAGUCUUUGAGGGAAAAUACACUUUUUUUUUAUUAGUGACUAGAGGAAGUUCUUAAAAUCAGUGUAAUUUUAUGAAAAGGAAAAAAAUAAGAGCUAAAGUUAGAAAUAUGAGAAAAGAACUAGAACAAAACUAAAGAAAUAAAGAAACAUGAAAUUCAAAGGAUGCACCAAGUCAUUCAUAAGAGAAACUCUUCAUUGAUUGAGUCUUAUAUAAAGAACAAAAACCCAGAGAAGACAAAACAAAAUUGAGCUACUUCAAUAUUGUUGAACUAUACAUGAAGUAUGACUGAGUUACAAAUAAUCUUCUUAAAGUCUUUUAAUCAGUCAUAUUAGUGUUUACAAGAUGACAAAGAAAAGAAGGAGAAAAAAUAGGACAGGAACAUUUUUUAAUAGAAAUAGUUUAACUAUAAUUUGUGUAGACAAUUUGGCCACUAUUUUGACUGUCGAGGCUACUAUUUUGACCUGCAGACUAGAUGUGUGUAUCUAGAGAGUCUUCAAUCUAUGAUAGACAUUAUUAUAUUUGUUUCAAAAUAUCUACAAGAAAAACUUUUAGUAUUAACAAACAAAUUAAACAAUGAUAAUGUACUGUUAAUUAAUAUUCUGUUAUUAAUUAUCAAAUAAGAUUUAAUACUGGUUUAGAAAUUUUUCAAAUUCUAUAUCUGAUACUUGCUUCGUGCAAAUAUUUAAAGACGUACAAAAAUGUUAAUGAAAAGGUUUUAUAUAACUAUAAAUUAUAAAUAAAAAAAUUGAUAGUUAUAUAUUUUCACAAAAUCUUGUUAAAUAUGGGUAUGUUCAUAUUCUAUGAGAUUCACCAUGACAAGAGGAUUCUUUUCAAUACUCACUUAUGUACAUAUACACAAAGUAACUAAAAAAUAUUAGAAAAUACUUAGAGCAAACGUCUUUUUUUUUGUUUAAAUUUCAUAUGGAAGAAAUUUUGUUGUACAGUUUUGAAAAACUAUUUAUAUUGUUCCAAUCCAUCCAUACUAAACAGACUGUUUACACUCACAAUUACACUGAGACUGAGAGUAAACUGUUUACCUUCAGUCUCUGAAGACUCACUUUUUGGUUAUCGAAACGCGCGUCAGACAGUGUAAUUGUGAGUGUUGGUGUAGUGGUAGUGUUAACAGUGUGUUCAGUAUGAAUAUCACCAACGAUUCCAAAACUUCCAACUUAACUAUAUAUUAUAUUAAGUUCAUUGAUGUGCCCUUAUUAUGUUAAUCUUUAUUAAAAAUUAUGAAUAAUAGUUGCAUGAAAAUUUUCUAAGGUUAACAACAGUUUUUAUCAGUAACUAUACUUUUCAAUUAAUUGCAACAAUACUGAAAUAAUGAAAAUAAUUUCGAUCUCUGAAGAUGAUGACUUAUCAAAACAGUGUAAUUGUUAAUUUUGAUAUAGUGAUAGUAUAUAGUGUGUUCAGUAAAACAGUAGAUGAACUUGAUUUUUCUGAAUUACAGAAACUUAUAAAAAUGAACGUACAAUACAUUUAUUUAUGUUAAAAACAAUCUUGACUUUUUAAAUGUUCCAUUUUUAGAUUUUUACAAACUAAAUAGUGUUUUAUGUAACAUACUAUGAAAACAAAAUUAUUUUAUUUCAACUUAUUAAUAUUGUACCCUAAAUUUAAACAAUUUUUUUUCUCAUUGCAUUUUUAGUGUAUUUCAUUAAUUGUUAUUUUAUAUUUUAGGGGUAGAAAGUGAAUUUCAGGAGUGAUCAACUGUGAUUUGUUAAUUUAUUUCACUAAUUUUACAGUUAAUACUUAAAUAUUAUCAAAGUGGCAGUGAGAUUAAUGCAUACAGUCAUAAAAUUAAUGUAUAGAUAGAUAUAGAUAUGAAUAUAGCAAAAGGCAACUAGAAAAUCAGCUCGUUUGUUAUUAUAUUUUUCUAUUAUAUGCUUCUAGAGGCUUUUAUACAGUUUAAUCAUGUUGACGACGAUGUAUUUCCGGCUGGAAGGACCAAUAUAUGUGUUGUUAACAGCUUUCGGCUUAAACAAGAUAUAUUGAAACUUCAUUUUCUUUUUGAAAAUAUUAUAAACUUGUUUUUACCUCAUCGAAAUGUAUACUAUGUAGAUUUUUAUUGCUGUUGAUAUUCAAAAGAUGAAAAUCAGUAUUUUAAUUGUUAAUAAUUAUAAUAACGGUUUAAUUAGGAUCAUUUAUUUUGGAUUCUUAUUAAAAAUGUUUAUACUUUGUUGUAUAUAGUUGAAUAAUAGUGUACAAAUAAACAUUUACUGAUCUAA